Molecule: messenger RNA, 2331 nt
Organism: Gloeophyllum trabeum ATCC 11539
Lineage: Eukaryota; Fungi; Basidiomycota; Agaricomycetes; Gloeophyllales; Gloeophyllaceae
Exons: 6
Coding region: 1-2331 (776 amino acids)
Source: RefSeq, a predicted model, not a curated record
AUGGCAGCUUACCCUGGCGUGGCUUUCCCGGGCAAUGUCUCGCCUCAGCCCCCGAUGGCUCAGAUCGCCGGUAGUUACUCGCCGUCACCAGCAGGGGCGGGUGGCUCAGCCCAGAUAACUCCUGGUACGAUAACAUACACUACAUCCGUAGGACCAGACGGUAGAGUCAUAUACCACCCGUUCAGAGCAGUCCCCGCGAGUUACCAGACUCCGUCUGGCAUCGUAAACGGGAUACAGUGGAUCCCAGCUGAAGCUACCAGCGUCCUGCCGGCUGGAGCACAGCCCGCCAACUCCGACUUCGCUGCGGCUUGGAACCGCAACUACAUGAACAAGGACGAAGAGAGAGCCUUGAAAGACUGGCAAUAUGAUGAAGACAAACGUCGAAGGCGUGAGGAGAAGGAGUCCGCGAAACGCGUUGCCCAGUGGGAGAGGGACCGCCGCGAUCGCGAGAAGGCCGAAGAACGCGAGCUACGCAAAGCUCGCGAGAAGGACGCGCAGUACACACGUGCUCGCAAGAAGAGCGUCAGCUUCGAGCCUGGUGCAGGGCCGAUGACCCCCGUCUCCGCCUACGGGCCUAGUCAAACUAGCUCUGUUUACGGGGGAAGCGUAAGGAGUUCCAGCCCUGUCCCAGGUUACAACCCUGGCGUUGGUGGCGCAGGUGCCUACGGUGUCAGGAGCUCUAGUCCUGUCCCAGGCUACAACCCCGGCGGAGCUGGGGUUUACGGUGUCAGAAGCUCUAGCCCCGUCCCAGGGUAUAAUCCCCCCCCGGGCGGGGUAGGUCCUGCAUACGGGGGUAGCGGAAGAAGUGCCAGUCCCGUCCCUGGCUAUGCCUCCACCACUGCAUCCAUCUACGGUGGGCCAGAGAAGCGUUCCUCCAGCCCCAUGCCCAUGCCUGGAUAUAAUCCCAGCGGCACUGGGUCGGCAUACGGAGGAGCGUACCCGUCCACGGGUGGCUUCGAGAGGGAGCGCAGGCUGAGCACCAGCAUCGGGUCUGAUCUAAACCGCCAGUUUGAGAAUAUGGGUCUCAAUACUGCGGGUGGUGGGGGUUACGAGCGUAAUCGGGGUAUGUCCGGCGAGGACCGGAGGAGGUCGAUUGCAGGAGGCUACCCGCCUGUGGGCGGAGGUGCUUACCCGUCAGGAUAUCCUGCAUCCGGUGGCGUGCCAGGCGCGUUUCCCGAAAGCGGGAGCCAAUAUAGUAGUACUGGGUACCCCACUCCUCCGUCCCAGUACGCAGGGGCUCAGCCUUAUAGCUCUGGUGCAUAUCCGCCGUCUCCUAGUAGGCCCGAGCCAAUGCUACCUGGUGCUGCGGCUGGUGCGUAUGGUCCGUCAGCGUACUCAGUGGCCCCAACCAGGCAGUCGACUACCGGUGGUGCAUACUACCCGCCAUCGCCUCGUCCUGGGGACGCCUACGGCCGUCACUCUCGUCCUCCAUCGCCUUAUGCUCCAGGAGGUCGAUCAGCCACAUAUCCUCCCGGCCACAUUCUUGAGGGACAGCCUAUGCGCUCCCGUGCUUCGUCCCCUGCGCCGCCGGGCAUGACUUUCCCCGCCGCACCGUCGCCCAGCAUGCGCGGUGGUCAGCUCGCUGGCUUCCCGGGAGAGCCACCUCUUAACCAGGGCCCGCCUGAAGGUUUCGCUCGUCCCCCGAAUUUGGCUCAGCCGUACACGCCGUUCGAUCCUAUGAAGGUGUUGGAGAUGGACGAGUUGGAGGUCCUUGCGCCGCCGAGGAUGCCGGUCGUCCUUGGUCCUCACGACGUUUAUCCCGAAGAUUGGAACAGACUGAUGCAGGAUCUGGCACUUGCCUGGAGUAGGAAGCUGCCUGUGCCAGAGGCUGCUCGUACUGGCCGCAUACCCAAACGAUCCGCCGUAGCAGGAGGACUCGUCGACGAAUGGAAUCACGCCUUCUUCUACCCUCGUGGCGUGGAGUUGGUGCUAUACAAGGGUCGCGAACGGCGCACUGGAAUGAACGUCGGGAUGAUCGAUGACCUCCCCGAGUUCGAUAUUGAUGAAGAGGAUCUUUCUUCUUCAGCGUCCGACUCCUCUGACGUUACGGAUUCCUCGUUGGAGGAUAGGUAUCAAUAUGGAGAAUACGGCGGAGUGUAUGGCCGACAGAAUGACCCUAACAUCGUCGCCCUACGCGAGCAACGGCGCAGGCGUCGCGAGAAGAAAGCCGAGAAGAAACGGCGCGAGAAGGAGAAGAAGGUGAGGAGGAAGUUGAAGGAGAAGGAGAAAAAGUAUACCCUCUACAUCACGAGCGUUGAGCCGCAGCGAGCGGCACCUACGGGGUUGACGGGGGGUUUCGCCGCCGGUAUGGGAGGUGGACCAGAAUGGUGA